This is a messenger RNA of Acyrthosiphon pisum (pea aphid), 2934 nucleotides long. RefSeq lists its product as uncharacterized. NCBI's taxonomy places the organism in Eukaryota, Metazoa, Arthropoda, Insecta, Hemiptera, Aphididae. The record is from RefSeq and is a predicted model, not a curated record. The coding region runs from base 2165 to 2857 and encodes 230 amino acids. The transcript is spliced from 2 exons.
AUUUUUAACCAAUUUGUUUACGCCUAUGCCAAAGUGGUGGGUACUAGGUGCACUUUUAAGAUUUCGUCGCGCACAGCGCCGUAGACGCAAUUUCAGUUUUUGCUUUAAGGGUCUAUCCGUAUAUAAAUCAAACAAACCCGUGCGGGCUCCUUCUAAAUAUUUUUUUUUUUUUUUGGGGGGGGGGCUAUAACAUGUAUUGGAGGGGUUUGGCAUUAGUACCUAUGUGCAACUCUGAAAACACGGCAUAACUCCGCUCGGAAUCUAAAAUGAAUUGUUUAAAUCGUAUUGAAACUACGACACAACCAUACAAUGUUUUGUAACACAAUUUUUUGUUUGUUUGACCGGGAAACUGUAACUAUAGACAAUAUUAAUAAUACGCAUGGAUGAAAAAACUAAUGUAAAUGGUCCUUCAUGAUAUGGCCCAAACGCAUAGUUCUUUCUCUCGCGCGCGACUACCUCGUCCACGGGUUUCUCUCUCUAAGCGCUGUUCAUUAGUUAAUAGGUCUAUGCUUAUAUCUGUUAUAAGUCAAUACUUGCGUACCCUAAAACGGUUUGAAUAAUUUCAUGGUAUAACAAGGUUAAAAUUAAUCGAAAUAUUUUGAAAAUUACAUUACCCUACCUUUAUAUAAUUUUAAUUAAGGAAAUAGUAGAAUGUUUCAGGUUUUUAUGAUUAACAAAUGAUAAAUCUACUAACGUUAUUUAGUACGUCUUAUCUAAUAUUCUCAACAUUUGAACUUCACACGUUAGAAAAAUUGCAUUAAUUGUUUUCUUUUUCCUGUAAAACCAGUUUUAUAUAAUGUUACAAGUGCUUGCUACUCGAUAUUUUUCCUCUGAAAGAAAAAUCUAUGAACCAUUAAUGUGUAUUUAUUAAUAAGUUACAACCAUGACAAUGAAAAACUUACGAAAUAUCGGUCAGAAAUCUAAGAUGUGUCAACCAGACCAAAAACAUAUUAUUUAUGACCACGUAAGUAUUUUCUAUAUUUUUCAAAUGAGAACAUCUUAUGAGGAACCUUGUAAUUCAAUAUCAAACGUUUUCAAUCAGAAAUAUAAAAUUUUACUCCUAAAUUAAAAAAAAAAUAAAGUAGGGGACUUAUAUUAUUUAAGCAGUGUUUAACUACUAAGUAGAUAGAAGCAUUGGUAACCACUUCAAUUCACGUAUCUAUGCUUUAAAAACUGAAUAUGUAUGUACUAUAAACGUUCAAAUUUCAAUGUUGAUAUUAUAAUAUGUAGUUUAACAAAAAAUAUUCUGUUUCGGGAAGUGAAAUAAGCAAUGUUUAUUCAGUAACAAUAAACAUGUGGUGGAGACUAUACGCAUUUUCAAACAUAUUAUUAUGAAUAGUAAAAUUGUUAUUAUACGUGGCCUUAUACGGUAGGUUGAAAUAAUUUAAAAAAAAUUUAAAAAAAACAACCUGGUGUGACUAUAAGCUCGCCAGAAGUGAAUACGGGAAUGAUAGAGGCGGUAAUGGUUUAAUUAUUCGAUAAAAUACAAACUUAACAUAUUAUUAUAUUAAUAUAUUUUUUUGAUGUGCGGUAGAAACGUUGUUACCGUAUACCAUAGUACACCUAGUUCGUUCUUGUGCAUUUUAUAAUGGAUAUAAUAGAAAUAAUUGAAAUAAUAAGAGGUAGUAAAAAAAAUAAAAAAUCAUAUUUAAAAAUUUAUUAUUUGUUAAACAAAACGUGUUAAAUUGGGGAUACGUUGGAAUUGUAUAAAAAAAUCUAAAAAUAAUGAAAAUAUUUAUCAAUAAAAUAUUACAACCGAUGACAGUAUUAAAGUUAUUGUUUCUACAACUGACCAUAAUAACCAUAGAGCCUGCCUAGUUGAAGUUGAAGUAAUAAAAACGUUAUCAUCAAUGAAAAAUAAUGCAAAAAAUCAUUCUGAGCCGCCUUCUAUUAUAUUUUCCAAAGCUACAAUAAAUAUAUCUAACGAAGCAAAGUUGUUAAUGCCGGCCGAAAACUGUGUAAAAAGAAGUUUAAGAAGAAUUAAAAAUGCAUCUUAUUCAUCCUUAUCAGUAAAUGAGUUGAAAGUGACUGGUAUAUGGGUUGUUACAGGAGGUGAAAAUCUUCAGCCAUUUUUAUUAUAUGACAAUGAAAAUAAUGAAAAUAGAAUUAUAAUAUUUUCAUCUCCUGAAAGUUUGGAAGUAUUAAAAACUUCAAAAAUUGGUAUAUGGAUGGAACAUUUUCAACUGCACCUACAGGCUUUAACCAAGUUUACAUUAUUCAUGUUAAAAUGGGCUCUGUUACAAUUCCUUUGGUGUACAUACUUCUUCAAAAUAAAACAAAACAGACUUAUACCGAAAUGCUUUCCGUCAUUUGUGCAAAAUAUCCAAAUUGUAAAAUGGUACAAAUAACAAUAGACUUUGAGAAAGCUGUCGUUCUUGCAAUUGAAAAAGUACUACCAAAAGUAAAAAUUCACUGUUGCUAUUUUCACCUGUGUCAAUCAGUAUGGCGUAAAAUCCAAGAGUAUGGGCUAGUCAAAAAAUAUAAAGACAAACAGUUCCAACGAGAUGUCGCAAUGAUAACUGGUCUUGCAUUUUUACCGGUCAAUUAUGUCAAAAAAGGUAUGGACAUUUUAUAUGAAAAAUUUCAAAACCAAGAUGCUGAUCAAAUUCUUACGUACUUUGAUACAACUUAUGUUAACGGUCGUUAUAGAAAUAAAAAAAACGUAGAAUUAAAGUACAUUCUUACCAGAACAGCUCCGUUAUUUCCACCUUCCAUAUGGAACGUGUUUGAGUUGACUAAAGCUGGUAUAGGUAGAACAAACAAUAUUUCGGAAGGGUGGAAUAAUAAAUUUACAACACUAGUGCGGAUUAAUCAUCUAAAUAUUUGGCUUUUUAUUGAAGCUUUACAGAUGAGCUAAAAGAUGAACUCAAGUGCAUCAAUCAAAAUUUUAAAUUAUAGAGUAGGAGCUUUUCGUAAUAAUUUAGAUAAAGAUGA